Molecule: messenger RNA, 3204 nt
Organism: Diaporthe amygdali
Lineage: Eukaryota; Fungi; Ascomycota; Sordariomycetes; Diaporthales; Diaporthaceae
Product: mediator of rna polymerase ii transcription subunit 5
Exons: 6
Coding region: 1-3204 (1067 amino acids)
Biological process (GO): regulation of transcription by RNA polymerase II
Cellular component (GO): mediator complex
Molecular function (GO): transcription coregulator activity
Source: RefSeq, a predicted model, not a curated record
AUGGGCGACUCCGGCGGCUCCAAUGCCGCCUCCCAGCACGAGCAGGUGGCCACCUCGCACAGGGAAUGGGACCGCUUCCUGCAACGCUGCCUGCUCCAGCGCCUCGAUUUUGACAAGUUUACCGAGUACGCGCCCUUGCUGCACGCUCGCCACCCCCUGGGCCCUGCAGCCGUCGCCGACCUCGUCCUGCGCCCGACCUCGUGGAACAAGUACACCCUCGACCCGCGCGUGCCCCACUACAUGCAGACGCUGCUGGACCUCGGCCUGGUCGACACGCCAGCUAUCCUCGCCGCGCUGUAUCGGUACUCGACGUGUCACGUACUAUUGGGCGCAGAUCCACAACGGAAGCAGGGCGACGGCGAGGCGGACGGUGGUGGCGACAAGCUGGCCGAGGCGGGGCAAAAGAAGGAGGUGAUACGCUGGCAGAGCAGCUUCUCGUCCGAGGAAGUCAUCUUCUACCGCCUCACCAAGGCCGUGGCCCAGGGGCUGGCCAUCAAGAACAGCCGUGAUGCACUGGACGUUAGCGCCGUCAUGGCCAGGUGGAUGACGUUGUUCACGGCCGCGAGUGCGGCUUUCCAGGCCGAUGACGAGGAUGUCAUCAUGGGUGGCGCUGGCAACAAAGCCUCGCAGCAGAAGAGAGACGACAUGGACAACUCAAGGGCAGCGUUUGUGAUGCUACUCUUGGGUGUUUGUGAGAACCCGGUCUUGCUGCAGGCACUGGGCAAGCCGUUCGCGAAAGGUGCCCGCAAGGCCCUCUCGCAGAGCCUUGCCAGCUUUAUCCCGUCUAUCAUGCAGAAUGCUUCCCAGAUAGCGGAGCGGUUAGAGCUUUUUCGCACCGAGACGCUGGCUGGUUUUGAGCCGAUCGAUAAGAAGAAGGAAGCCGCCAACGCCGAAAUGGACGAGCUUCUCGACGAGACCCUGGGCCUGCAGAGUCUCGCAAUACCGGACCUGCACGUUGAUAAGUCUCGCGCAGGGCUCUAUAUCUAUCUUAAUGCCGCGCUUGUGGGAAGGCCUUUGAUCGACGAUGCGUCAUUCUAUAGUUAUUUGCAUAACAGAUAUCAGGGAGACAUUCAACUAACCGCAAUUGAUCUCAUCCUCGCGUCCUUCGACGUGCUCGCCAAUGCUAUCUUCAAGAACGAGGGCCAGAAGACGGCGAAUCUGAUAAGGUCAUACCUGAUCAACAAAGUGCCGCUCAUUCUGGCUUCCUUCGCAGCGUCGGCGCCAAUGUACCCAUUCAACUCGGAGUUGUGUAUUACCAAUGCACUGAGCCGGGUAGACACCAACACAUUCCCAACACUGACAUCUCUCUUCGAAAACAACCUUAGCAGUAACCCCUUCACGGAAUCGGUCCGGUCAGACUUUGUCACGGCGUGUUGUCUGCACGGCCUUGUCCCGGAGACGAGCAUUGAUAAGCUCAUUGGCGACUACACGUACCAGACCCUGCCGGCGGGUGGGCGUUACCACAAGGACACCCUCGUGCAAGAGUGUCUCGCCGACCCAGCCCAGGAGCGCGUACAGAAGCUUAUCACGGAGCUUGAGAAUAUGGACGGCAACGUCGGCGCUUGCUGCCAGGCCUUGACGGAGAUGCUUGGAAGACUUUGUUCAAAUAAAGAGACAAUGUCGCUGAAGACGCUGUGUUCGAAACUGGUGGGGAAACCCCUGAACCUCGACGUUCUCUUGCUAUUUGACAAGCCGACGACUAUUCUCAGCCCUCUCUGUGACCUGCUGGAUAACUGGAGGUACGAGGAUGACCAAGGCGAGUAUCAACCGGUCUAUGAGGAAUUCGGCUCUAUUUUGCUACUUCUACUGGCAUUUGUCUACCGCUACAACCUGUCCGCGUCCGACCUUGGAAUCCGGUCGGCAGACUCGUUCGUCGCAAAGCUUCUCGCUAAAGGACAGCUCAGCCGUCCGCUGGACGAGCUCAAUGAGCAGGAGAAGAACCAGCUCAAUGGUUGGAUCCAUGGUCUCUUUGAUACAGACGGAGGAGGUCUAGCCGACGAGUUGCUCUCAGCCUGUCCACCACAAGAUCUUUAUCUCUUGAUACCAACUCUGUUCCAUAAUAUUGUUCUGGCUUUUAGCACUGGCUAUCUGACAGAGGAGAGUCUCAAGACUGGCAUCGAAUAUCUUGUGGAGCCUUUCCUGGGGCCGUCCCUUGUGACGGGCAUCAUGUAUCUUUCGAAUUGCCUAUGGACCGACCGGCCGGAAGAAAAUAGGGCCACGAUCAAGAUCCUGCAGCUUAUUAUCAAACCAAGCCAGAAGAUGUCGCCAGAGUCUUCCGAUAUGCUCAACACGGUGAGAAACAUUGUUGCGAAACCCCUGGAGAGUGGACUGCGAACGUAUCAGAGGCAGAACCCCAAAAGCCAAGACGUCGAGCCUCUCUUGCAGGUUCUCAAAAGCAACAUCGAGCUGUCCAGGCGCACGGGUGCCGCGGGCGACAAGGAGCUCGAGCAGUGGACGAGCAGUGGCAGCGGUGGUCUCACAGCAAGCAUUAAAAAUACAUUCCAGAACCUCACGAUGUGGUCUCUGAACCCAGGUGUCAUGCCGACAGCAUACGCACACCGCCAGAUUCUGGUCGGGCUCAAGUUGAUGGGCGCCCGGAGGCUGCUCCGCGCCAUCCUCGAGGAGCUCAAGCAACUGACCGAGACGGGCAACGGCAGCAUAGCUUACGAUGUCGCCAUCGCGCUGGUGUGCGCGCCGGACGCGUUCCAAGUCGCCAACGACGCCCAGCCGGCGUCCAUCCUGGACGAGGCGGGCCAGGUGCCGCCCACACCGCAGCAGCGUCGCCUGUCGCUGCGCGAGGCGCUCAAGUGGGAGGCCGAAGAAUGGAAGAAGAUCCAGAAGAAAGACCUGGUCAUGGCGGAGACGGUGGUCCGGCUGUACCAGAAGGCCGAGGCGCAGAUGGCGCCAACGGCGGCCAUGGAUGCGCUCCCGCACGACGCCGGGGCAGCCGCCAUGGCCAACGCGCUUGUCGACGACGCCGCUGCCGUCACCGCGGCAGCAAGCCAGCUCGGGAUGGACGACCCGAUGGCGCUUGACGCUGGGGCAGCGGCGGGCCUGUCGCUGGACCUCGGAGCCGGCGGUGGAGACUUGAACCUCGGUGGCUCUGGGGCAGAUUCGACAGGCGGGCUGGACCUGACUGGCGGUGAUGACAUGUUCAGUGCGCUUGGGCCGUUGGAUGGAUGGGAUAGCAUGGAUUUGACUUGA